Gasterosteus aculeatus aculeatus (three-spined stickleback) is the source of this 1166-nucleotide messenger RNA. It is a transcript of the gene stc1l, whose product is annotated as stanniocalcin 1, like. Gene Ontology annotation, cellular component: extracellular region. Gene Ontology annotation, molecular function: hormone activity. The record is from RefSeq and is a predicted model, not a curated record. Lineage: Eukaryota; Metazoa; Chordata; Actinopteri; Perciformes; Gasterosteidae. Gene Ontology annotation, biological process: intracellular calcium ion homeostasis.
CAGGACCAGCUCCUCCCCCGCAGAGACACCAUGACGUCCAGCUCCUCGCUGCUGCUGCUGCUGCUGCUGCUCGCCGCCUCCGCCGCCGCCUUCCAGCUGCUGCCGGACGAGGCGGCUCCCCGCCGGGCCCGAUUCUCCGCCAACAGCCCGACUGAUGUGGCCAGAUGUUUGAACGGAGCCGUCGCUGUCGGUUGUGGAUUCUUCUCUUGUCUGGAGAACUCGACCUGUGACACCGACGGGAUGCACGAGAUCUGUGAGCUCUUCCUCCAAUCAGCUGCCACCUUCAACACGGAGGGUAAAACCUUCGUGAAGAAGAGUCUUCACUGCAUCUCUCAGGGAAUCUCCUCCAAGGUUUUCCAAACCAUCCGUCGCUGUAACAUCUUCCAGAGGAUGAUCGCCGAGGUGCAGGAAGAGUGUUACAGCAGUCUGGACAUUUGCACUGUGGCUCGAACCAACCCUGAGGCCAUCGGGGAGGUGGUGCAGGUUCCAACGCAUUUCCCCAACAGGUACUACAGCACGCUGCUGCAGGCGCUGCAGGCCUGCGACGAGGAGACGGUGGCGGCGGUGCGGACCGGCCUGGUGGCCCGGCUGGGCCCCGACAUGGAGACCUUCCUCCAGCUGGUCCAGAGCAAGCCCUGCGCCGCCGGCUCCGACGCCGCCGCCUACAGCAACCCGUCCAGCUGGAGGAACAUGCCGGUGUUCAACGUGCAGCCGGGCUUCAGGGGCCGGGACCCCACCCACCUGUUCGCCAGGAAGAGGUCCGUGGACCAGGUGGAGGGGGGGGGCCAGGGCGAGCAGUAGACGACUCACGCAGAUCAGCUGCAGCUUUAGAUGGGGAUCGGGUAAUAAUUACUAAUCUUUGUUAUUCAUAUUUAGGGUGAUUUGCUCGGGCCGACUGCCUGAGAUCCUUUACAGACAUUUGAUUUUCACUGAUUGAUAUCUAUUUUCCUAAACAAGUUAAUUUAUGAGGCCGUUAUAUUUGAGGGGGUGGGAGGAGGUCCUGAAGGUUCCACGCUGGUCGUGGAGCAUCUUCAGGUCUCCUGUUAGAGGACAAACUGCUGGUCUGAGAUCACUUUAUUAGUUUAAAAGUUGUAUGUGAUGUUUGAAUGAGAAGCUGCUGUAACACAUAAGACGACUUGACUGGUGAAAUAAAUGAUGUUGUGUGA